AGAAAAAAAAAAAAAAAGAAAAAUCGAAGAAAAAUGAAUCAGUGUGUACCGAGCUGGGAUUUCGACGACAACAACUUUGUUCCGCCUAGGGUUAAUUUUCAUGCUAACGAGCAUUCGAAUUCAACCAAUCACGUUCCCUCGUUGGACUAUGAAGUGGCGGAGCUAACCUGGGAAAAUGGGCAGCUAGCCAUGCACGGAUUGGGCCAGCCGCGCGUGGUUAACAAACCUACCCCCUCUCCAUCACCCACUAAAUACGCCACGUGGGAUAAGCCACGCGCCGGCGGAACACUUGAGUCCAUCGUCAACCAAGCCACCGGCCAUGCCCAGCUGCCCAAAUCCGCUGCGGAGGGCGGCGACGUUUGUGACAACGAUCUGGUACCUUGGAUCGACCACCACCGCGCUGUGGCCAACCACGCCGGCGCCGCCCGCACAGACGCCGACGCCUCCGUCACCAUGACGAUGGACGCGCUCGUGCCGUGCAACAACGGGAAUUUGCGCCGGAGCACUCAUGAGAAUCAAGAACGCCACUCCAUGCGGUUGCCGCUGGGACCCGCCGUCGCCGGAAAUGGCGGCGGCACAUGCAUGGUGGGAUCGUGCAGCGGCGCUGGCAUCCCACGCGCGGGAAUCAAAAGGAGGAGCUGCAGAAACGACGAUGAUCGGAGCGUGAGCGUGAGCGGCAGCGCAACGUGCUGGGGCAGCGACGGCAGCCGCCAGCUGACGGUGGAUACCUGGGAGAGAGAAUUCGGCGGUGGGUUCACGUCCGCCACUUCACUGGCGUCGCCGGAGUACACGAGGACCUCCGAUGACCGUGACGACUCCGUUUGUCACAGCAUAUCGCAUCAGACGUGUCAUGAAAGGAAGUUGGAAGAAGAAACGGGCAAAAGAAAAGGAAACAGAGAAUCAUCAGUUUCAACUAAAAGAAAUAGGGCUGCCGCAAUUCAUAACCAGUCCGAACGUAAAAGAAGAGACAAGAUUAAUCAAAGGAUGAAGACAUUGCAGAAGUUGGUCCCAAAUUCCAGCAAGAGUGAUAAAGCGUCAAUGCUGGAUGAAGUAAUAGAGCACUUAAAACAGCUGCAAGGUCAACUGAGUAUAAUGAGCAGGAUGAACAUGACGUCACCAAUGAUGCUGCCAUUAGCAAUGCAGCAUCAGCAGCAGCAGCUUCAUCAGUUGUCUAUGAUGGGUAUGGGGAUGGGCAUGGGUAUGGGGAUGGGUGUCAAUGUCAUGGAUAUCAACGCCAUCACCCUAGCGGCGGCGGCCGCUGCCGCCGCCGGAAUGCCGCCUGUCAUUCAUCCCUCUGCCGCAUUCAACAAGCCCUGGGAUAGUCGUAACCCCGGCGACUGUUUGCCGCCGGCGGACCCUUUAUCGGCAUUUCUUGCGUGCCAAUCCCAACCAAUGACGAUGGACGCGUACAGCCGGAUGGCGGCUUUGUAUCAGCAGUAUCAAUUACAGCCACCUGGUUCCGGAUCCGGUUCUGGUUCUGGUUCUGGUUCGCGGUAAAAUAAAUAUUUUUAUACAUGAGUAAAAUUAAUUGGUUUAUGUUUUGUAAUUUUUUUUAAUUUUUAUUUUCGAUUUUGGAUAUGUUUUAAUUUCAAGUAAUUAAUUGGAGAAUUAACCAAGCUUGAGCUGCUUUGUAAAUUGUAAAAUAUGAAAGAGAGCUUUUCAUUAUAUAUA
This is a messenger RNA of Erythranthe guttata (spotted monkey flower), 1671 nucleotides long. RefSeq names its product transcription factor UNE10. Gene Ontology annotation, cellular component: nucleus. The record is from RefSeq and is a predicted model, not a curated record. Lineage: Eukaryota; Viridiplantae; Streptophyta; Magnoliopsida; Lamiales; Phrymaceae. Gene Ontology annotation, molecular function: protein dimerization activity.